AUGAACGUUUGGAAGGAUGCUGCCCUAAACAAGGACGCGCCUGAUCAACCGGGAUUUGACGACACAGUCAAAGCACAAGCUCUAAAGAAGCUCAUCGCGUCAGUUCCGGCAGAGUUCAAAAAAUCUGCGCAAUUGGACCGGGAUAAUCUCCUUGCUGCUACCAAACAGUUCACUGGGAAGGGAGCAGUCAGGGCCAAUGGAGCAAGCGGAUGGUCGCUUAAGGGUUUCAAGAGCUCCCUCACCAGCUAUCAAGUUAUUGGUGCAGGAUUUAUGCGUGCCAGGGAGACUGGUGGAGAUGAACCACGGGGAGGCAUAUGUGCAGACACCAUGGGCUUUGGCAAAACCGUCAUGUCUUUAGCAGUUUUUACCAACGACAAGGUAACCGAGGGCCCCCGAGGCACCCUUAUCGUUGUACCGUCUUCUCUCGUCGGUCAAUGGUACAACGAAUGCUUCAAGCACAUCAAACGUAAGGUUACCAUUCACAGACAGGUUGGGGAGUAUAAGCUGGAGGGUGAGGCGGCUGAAACGCAACUACAAACGUUCGACAUCGUCAUCACAACUUACCACGAGGUAAUGUAUUCUUACCCGAAGACAGAGACGCCUGUUGAGUUACAAACCAGCGAGGAGAAACAGGAAUGGUGGUCUAAGCAUUUCGAGGAGUUCAAGGGUCCUCUACAUCGCGUUCAUUGGAACAGAUGCAUUUUGGACGAAGCCGCCUGCAUCAAGAACUAUCAGUCACGUACUUCUCUUGCCUGCCGCGCCCUUACAGCAGAUAAGAGAUGGGCACUCAGUGGCACGCCUAUCAUGAACAGCUGCACCGAGCUGUACCCCUAUUUCAAAUUUCUCCGCUGUCCCUACACAGGCAGUUUUAAACUGUUCAAGCAAAACUACUAUGGCGAUGAACCUGAGAAAUUCCAGCGCCUGAUGUUGAUGCUCAACAAGUUCAUGCUCAGACGGACUCAUCGGGAUAUUUUAUUCGGUGCGCCUAUUUUGAAGCUUCCAAAGGGUGACCAGCGCAUAUUCUGGGUCCAGUUCAACCCUCUCGAACGCGCGGUCUACAACAUCGUCAAGCAGCGUAUGAUCAAGAGAAUUAAUGCAAUUGCGCGCAAGGGCUUGAUCAAAGAAAAUUACUCUCACGUUCUCACGAUGCUUCUCCGCCUUAGACAGCUGACUGGACAUAUCCUGUUAGUCGAAUCGACUAUGCAAGACAUCCUUGACAAGUCCGAUCAUGAGCUGAUCCGCCAGUUGGCUGAGGACGAGGCGAAUUUUGAAGACGAACGAUCGGCGCAAAUGCUACAACUUCGGAAGCUCCUCAAGGCUUCCGCUUCCCAACCAGCUCAGGGCCAGCAACAGAUGCCGCCCGAUACGCCUCAACAGCAAGCGCAACAAGAUCAGUUGGCCUUGAUUGAUGCGGACAAAGAGGUUGGGCGUCAACACGGCCUUACUUACAAUUUUGGCAAGUACCUUGAGACGUUGCGCGAGGGUCAAAAGCUUGAAGAUCUUAAAGCUCGUUCACUCUGUGCCAGCUGCCGUCAGGUGCCCGCAAAGGCGUUCGUGACUUCUUGCUACCACAUUUACUGCAUGGAAUGCUUGGAGACGCUUCAACACCAGGCAGCUUCUCGUGGACGCAACAAAGCGCGUUGCUUGGAGUGUUCAAUCGAAUACAGCGGCACGGCACCGUGUGAUGACUUCACGCUUGACAGCAUCAUGUCGUCUGCUGAAUACGAAGACGAGGAAUUUCCCCCCGUAAAUCGGUGGAGGAAGAAGAAGGACGAGGCACAGCUGGUCAAGAACUGGCUCAACCUGCCCGGUCCGGUGCUCCCAUCGGCGAAAACCAUGGCGAUGAAGGCGCAGAUACUGAACUGGAUCGGCGAGAACCCGGACGUGAAGAUCAUCAUCUACUCGCAGUUUCUCUCGAUGAUCCGCAUCAUUGAAAAGGUUUGCGACGGCGAGAACUGGUUGUACGUCCCCUAUCACGGGCAGAUGAGCCACAGCGCGCGCGACAAAGCCAUUGAGACGUUCAAGAAGCCCGAGAUCCGCAUCAUGAUCGCGUCGCUGAAGUGCGGUGGCCUAGGCCUCAACCUGACAAUGGCCUCGCGCGUCAUCAGCAUCGACCCGUGGUGGAACUUGAGCGCGGAGAUGCAGGCCUUCUGCCGCGUGUUCCGCAUCGGCCAGGACCAGGAGACGUCGAUGACGCGCUUGGUCGUCGAGCAAACCGUCGACGCUGACAUGAUCGACAUGCAGGACCGCAAGCAGCGCGAGAUUGACCGCGUGCUCGAGUCGGACAACCGGACGCAGAAGAGACUCACGGUCCAGGACAUGAUGAGGCUGUUUGGGCCGGUUCAUGAGGAUGACGAGGGCCAUCCGUUCAUCAUCGCUGAGGAUCGCGACACCUUGCCCCGGUUCAACGCCGACAGUGAGGACGAGGGCGACGAGCAGUGA
Aplosporella prunicola CBS 121167 is the source of this 2442-nucleotide messenger RNA. RefSeq lists its product as uncharacterized. The coding region runs from base 1 to 2442 and encodes 813 amino acids. The transcript has a single exon. Gene Ontology annotation, molecular function: ATP binding; ATP-dependent chromatin remodeler activity. The record is from RefSeq and is a predicted model, not a curated record. Lineage: Eukaryota; Fungi; Ascomycota; Dothideomycetes; Botryosphaeriales; Aplosporellaceae.